Molecule: messenger RNA, 4273 nt
Organism: Daucus carota subsp. sativus
Lineage: Eukaryota; Viridiplantae; Streptophyta; Magnoliopsida; Apiales; Apiaceae
Exons: 28
Coding region: 148-4017 (1289 amino acids)
Cellular component (GO): TRAPPIII protein complex
Molecular function (GO): protein binding
Source: RefSeq, a predicted model, not a curated record
AACCCGCGUUACACACAGCUACACCCCCGUACAGCUCUCCCAAUUGAAAGCAUAUCACGCAGAUCUAAAAAAGAACCACAUCGACGGGAACUGAGUUGACCCGGGCGAGUUAAACAACUCAGCGUCGCCGGCGAAUUGAAACACAAAAUGGAUCCGGUGCACUCGCCACUUGGCAGAAUGUUAUUGGACGAGAUCACGCCGGUGCUGAUGAUUAUCUCCACUCCACUCGCCGAAGAGACUGCUCAAAAGAAUGGCCUCACUUUCCUCGAGAUGCUCAGUCCCUUCUGUUCGUUUAAUAACAUCGACGUACCUGUGAGGACGGCGAGUGAUCAGCCUUACAGGCUGCGCAAGUUCAAAUUGAGGAUCGUGUAUGCAUCGGAUGUUCGGCAACCUGAUAUUGAGGUUGCAAGGAAGCGGUUAAAACAAGUCAUUACUUCUGCAGGGGAGAUGGAACAAUCAGACUUGUUCUUAGAUCCACCGCCAAUUGAAAGUGUUCUAAACACCUCUCAACCUGAAUGCAUGCCUACAUGGUUUCAAUAUUUUAAUGAAGAGCUUGUACGGACUGUCUCAUUUUCGGACCAUGAAGCUUUUGACCACCCAGUCGCAUGUCUUCUGGUUGUGUCAUCAAAUGAUGAAGAGCCUCUUAGCAGAUUUGCAGACAUGUAUAACACCAACCAAUUGCCCCCAAUGUUUAAUGACGGGUCUAUGGAUCCUAAGAUUUUGAAGCAUUUUUUGUUACUGCAUGAUAAACAAAAUGGAUCAGCAGAGAAAGCAACGAAAGUGUUAACAGGAAUGAGGAGUACAUUUGGGUUACAUGAUUGUCGAUUACUGUGCAUUAACUCCUCUCGAGACGGGUUAGUGGAUCAUCAAGAAAACUUAUGGGCACCAUAUAAGUCUGGUGCUUCAGCUAACCAGCAUCUUGGUGGCUUUCUGAGCUCUGAUGACCUGGAUGAGUUGAGAAAUGCUAUGCAAGAUUUGUCAUCCAAUUUCAUCAUUCCUCAAAUGGAGCAAAGGAUUCGUGUUUUAAAUCAGCAGGUUUCUGCCACAAGGAAAGGUUUUAGGAACCAAAUAAAGAAUUUAUGGUGGAGAAAAGGGAAAGAUGAUGCAGCAGAUAGCUCCAGUGGUUCUAUGUAUACUUUUACCUCCAUUGAAUCACAAAUUAGAGUUUUGGCGGACUUUGCAUUUAUGUUGCAAGAUUAUGAGCUCGCUUUGUCAAAUUAUAGACUACUUUCAACUGACUAUAAGCUUGACAAAGCUUGGAAACAGUAUGCUGGUGUACAGGAAAUGAUGGGACUUACAUACUUUAUGUUGGAUCAGUCCAGAAAGGAAGCCGAGUAUUGUAUGGAAAAUGCGUUUCACACAUAUUUAAGAAUCGGGUCAGCUGGUAUGCGAAAUGCUACACGGUGUGGCCUUUGGUGGGCAGAAAUGUUGAAGACUAGGGACCAGUGUAAAGAUGCUGCCGCUGUGUACUUUCGUAUCUCUGGUGAGGAGCCUCUUCAUUCAGCUGUGAUGCUCGAACAAGCAUCUUAUUGUUACUUGUUUGCUAACCCACCCAUGUUACGGAAGUAUGGAUUUCAUCUCAUACUUUCUGGUGAUCUGUACAAGAAGUGUGAUCAGAUAAAACAUGCAAUCCGAACAUAUCGAGGAGCUCUUUCUGUUUUUAAAGGAACUGAGUGGAGCCAUAUUCGAGAUCAUGUCCAUUUUCAUAUUGGAAAGUGGUAUGCCUUUCUCGAUACAUUUGAUGUAGCAAUUAAAAAUAUGUUGGAAAUAUUAGCCUGUGGUCAUCAAUCCAAGGCAACACAGGAGUUGUUUCUCAAGGACUUCUUUCAAAUUGUACAGAAAACAGGGAAGACUUUUGAGGUCUUGAAGCUUCAGUUACCAGUCAUUGACAUCCCUUCACUAAAGGUUUUCUUUGAAGAUCGUCGCACUUAUGCAUCUCUCGCAGAUGCUAGUGCAAAAGAAAGUUUGUGGCAAUCUUUGGAAGAGGACAUGGUACCAUCGGCAUCAGCAGCAUUAUUAUCUGGUAAUAAGUCUAGCUGGCUUCAAGUUCAAACAAUGGUGCUACCAACAAAGACCAAGGAUACAAAUGUUUGUGUAGCAGGAGAAGCAAUUGCUGUUGAUAUUGGAUUUAGAAACCCGCUUCAAAUAUCUCUUUCUGUCUCUUGCAUUUCACUUAUAUGCGAGCAUUCAUCAAGCUCUGAAGAAGGCGAAAAGGCAGAUGCAAAAAGCUCAACUUCAGAGAUUCAUGACGACAAGGCUCACAAGAUUUCUGUCGCUAACGAGGAGCUGAGUUCGGCUACAACUUUAUUUACUGCAACUGAGGUUGAUGUUUCACUAGGUGGAGGGGAAACAAUUUUGGUGCAGCUCAAGGUUACUCCAAGAGUAGAAGGUGCCCUGAAAAUUGUUGGUGUAAGAUGGAAACUAUCAGGUUCAGUUGUUGGUUUCUAUAAUUUUCAGUCUGAAAUGCCAAAUAAGAAAACUACGAAGGGAAGGAGGAAAGCUAAGCAAUCUCCUUUUGACAACCUUAGUUUUUUAGUGAUUAAGAGUUUACCAAAGCUUGAAAGCUUCAUUCAUCAUCUACCUAAAACAGUCUCUGCUGGAGAUUUACAGCGUCUAACACUAGAAUUGAGAAAUCCUUCAGAGAUACCGGUGAAAAAUAUGAAGAUGAAGAUUAGUCAUCCAAGAUUUUUAAGAGUUGGGAGCCCAGAAGUUCUGGGCAUGGAAUUUCCUGCUUGUCUAGAGAAGAAGGCUAGUAAUGCAAAAUGUGAUGAGGAUGUCAAAAGUAAAGCUUCAGACAAACUAUUUUUUUUCCCCAAGGACACAGAAAUACACUGCAAAACCCCCUUGUUGUGGCCGCUUUGGCUUUGGGCUGCUACUCCUGGAAAAUUUUCCUUCUAUAUGUCAAUAUAUUAUGAGACGGGAGACAUAUCAAGCAUCAUUAAAUAUCGUACGCUACGCAUCCAUCACAUUUUGGAGGUGUUACCAUCAUUGGACGUGUCAUUCCAAAUCAGCCCUUGUCCUUCAAAGUUGCAAGAGUACCUUGUAAGAUUGAACAUUGUCAACCAAACAAGAUUGGAGAGCUUUAAGCUUCAUCAGUUGUCUGCUGUUGGCAAGGAAUGGGAGCUAUCUUUGUUUCAACCUAUUGAUACAAUAUUUCCAACGGGAGUUCUAAUGGCGGGUCAAGCAUUAUCAUGUUUUUUCAAGUUAAAGAACUUACGAACUACCGAAGAUGAGGUCUCUUCUCUGGAAGCUUCAGAAGGUGCUAGCAUGAGAUUGAACCAUGGUAGCAAUGAACCCGUGUUUGACAUGUGUAGUUCACCAUUGUUUGAAUUUCACCGUCAUGAGAGAGUGUGCCAGAGAGCCUAUGAGCAGGAACAACAAACAGUUGACUUCAUAUUAAUCUCCCGACCACAGAGGAGUAAUAACAGUCUAGAACAAACUCAAACCAAUUCAUUCGAUAUAGCUGCACACUAUGCAUGUCAUUGCAGGACGGCAAGCACCAGCCCAGUAUGUUGGCUCAUGGAUGGCCCACGGAUCAUACACCACGAUUUUUCUUCAUCUCUUUGUGAAAUAAAGCUAAAAAUUACCAUUUACAACUCAUCAGAUGUUAGUGUAUCAGUCCGCAUCAGUACCUCUGAUUCUAUUCAGCCUGGUUCAUCGAGCACAUCAAGUUCGGUUCUUUCUGCAAAUGAAGCUGGAUGGCAUGAUUUGUCACUGAUAACUGAAAUGAAAGUUACAUCGAGCAUUUCUGGUUCUGGUUCUGGAAUUCGCAGGCCAACUUCACCAGAGUGCGUGCCCCCUUUUAUUUGGUCAGGGGUAAGUUCCUCAUGCGUAGAGCUUGGACCCAAGUCCACAACUGAAGUUCCACUCUUGAUAUGUGUAUUUUCUCCUGGAAUUCACGAUCUAUCAAAUUAUGCUUUGCACUGGAACUAUAAAGAUGUCAAGGCCGGAGAGAGUGUGUUAUCAGGGACAUGUGAUGGGCAUCCCUACUACUUAACAGUGUUGCAACACGAGUAGGAUAUAGGUCACAGUUUUGGUGUAAUAUCAUUUUUCAUUUUGGAAUUAGCCAUCUUGGUUGUUUAGUUUUGUGGAUGGCAGCUUGUAAAUUAUGGUUAGUUCCAUAAUUCCAUGUAUUUACAUAACAAUAGCAGGUUAGAAACAUUUUUUUAAAAAAAAUAAGGCUACAGGGAAGUAGGUUUAAAUUUUGAAUUAUAGUGUAAAAUGUUGAAUCUUAAAUGAGCAAUGAGCCAAUGAAAUGAUGAAUUAUAAAUUA